AUGGACAGUGGGAAUCGCAGCGAAGUGGCCGAAUUCAUCCUUCUUGGACUUUCCAAUGACCCCAGUAUACAAGUUGUGCUAUUUCUACUCUUCCUGGCUAUCUACACAGCGACACUGGCUGGCAAUGCUCUCCUUAUCCUAGUAGUUGCCUUUGAUCAGCGUCUACACAACUCAAUGUAUUUCUUCCUCACUAACUUGUCUCUCCUUGACAUCGGCUAUACUUCAGUAACUAUUCCUAAAAUGCUUGUGAACUUUCUAGCUGAAAAGAAAACUAUUUCAUUCAUAGGCUGCUUUGUCCAGGUUUUUCUUUUCCAUUUCCUGGGUGUAAGUGAAUGCAUCCUUUUGACUUUCAUGGCAUAUGAUCGGUAUGUUGCAAUCUGUAACCCUCUACGAUACAAUAUGGUCAUGAACAGAACAGCUUGUGGUCUGAUGGUCAGUGUUGUUUGGGUGAUUGGAUGCAUUAUAGCUUCAACCGAUAUUUUCUUUAUACUCAAAUUAACAUUCUGUGGUCCGAAUACAGUCAACCAUUUCUUCUGUGAGGCUACAUCCAUAGAUCAAUUAGCGUGUAGUAAUCUCUCUAUAAACAACAUUAUAAAGUUGUUUGGCAGUGUCACAUCACUUCUCAUCCCACUUAGUCUUAUUUUUCUUUCAUAUCUGCGCAUCAUUUCUGCAUUAAUGAAACUCCAUUCUGGGAAAUACAAAGCAUUUUCUACGUGUUUUUCCCACCUGAUUGUCGUGGUUAUUUAUUUUGGAACUGCUAUUUUUUUGUACAUUACCCCUAAACACGUAAAGGCCAUUGAAGACAAAAAUGUGUCUCUCUUGUAUACAACAGUGACCCCUUUGUUAAACCCCUUGAUUUAUAGUUUAAGAAAUAAAGAUGUUCAUAAAGUAUUUAGAAAGUUAAUCAGCAGGGUUCCG
This is a messenger RNA of Pelobates fuscus (common spadefoot toad), 918 nucleotides long. RefSeq names its product olfactory receptor 7G3-like. The annotation marks the transcript as partial. The transcript is spliced from 2 exons. Gene Ontology annotation, biological process: G protein-coupled receptor signaling pathway; detection of chemical stimulus involved in sensory perception of smell. Gene Ontology annotation, molecular function: olfactory receptor activity; G protein-coupled receptor activity. The record is from RefSeq and is a predicted model, not a curated record. Gene Ontology annotation, cellular component: plasma membrane. Lineage: Eukaryota; Metazoa; Chordata; Amphibia; Anura; Pelobatidae.